AUGUGGCAACUGGCAACUGGACUGACCACAAAUGUGGGCAACUGCAACUGGAAAAAGACCAGACCAUGCUAUCUUCCUCAAGAUGCCAGGACCAGUAACACAUCUGCUGUCCAAUAUGAUCUUCCUAUCGACAGUGUUGAUGUAUUCUCACAAUUCAAGUUCCAGUCUUGUAGCCAAGAUGAUGAUGGUGAGCUCAGUGCCAGUGAAAUUGUUAAGGCCAACCCCAAGGAUGGACAUUUCAAUACAGUUGUGGUCUUAACUGCCACUGACGCAGAAUCUACAGCACUACAAGGAACACAUAUUGGGUGA
Messenger RNA from Laccaria bicolor S238N-H82, 309 nucleotides. RefSeq lists its product as uncharacterized. NCBI's taxonomy places the organism in Eukaryota, Fungi, Basidiomycota, Agaricomycetes, Agaricales, Hydnangiaceae. Bases 1 to 309 code for a protein of 102 amino acids. The transcript is spliced from 3 exons. The record is from RefSeq and is a predicted model, not a curated record.